UGUUUGUCGUUUGGAAUGCAGUAUCACUGCACACGUGACUACGACAAGUCAUAUGACUGCAUUUCUGAGAUCGUUUUUCACGUGAAGACAUUUUGGAGAAAAAAACUUCCGCGUUCAACUUCCACCAUGACGUCUUUCUUGAAGAUUUCGGCAUUGAUUUUUGUCGUGGCUUUAGGCGUGUAUUGCCAAGUUGCUGCAAUAUCCAACGCAACUACAACGGCGCCCCCUACAACAAAAAAUAUCACUACAACGGCGAAUUCUACCACUACAACGGCGAAGUCUACCACUACAACGGCGAAGUCUACCACUACAACGGCGAAGUCUACCACUACAACGGCGAAGUCUACCACUACAACGGCGAAGUCUACCACUACAACGGCGAAGUCUACCACUACAACGGCGAAGCCGAAGCCUACCACUACAACGGCGAAGCCGAAGCCUACCACUACAAUGCCGAAGCCUACCACUACAACACCAUUGCCACAUCCAUCUACAAGAUUUGAGUUGAUUGGAAAAGACAACAAGACCGUGUGUAUCAUCCUUGAUGCCGCUAUCGAAAUUAAAGUGCUGUACGAGAAGAAUGAUGGAAAUCAUACUCUGUCAAAACCAUUUUUCAUUCCGGUCAAUGCCUCGGUCUCUGGUAAGUGCAGUACAAACAAAUCGUCUCAAGCGGAAAUGGUUUUGCAAUUCAAUGGACAGAAAGUUACCUUCAUUUUCGUUGACAAGAGUAAAGAAGUCACUCUGGAUAAAGUUUCUAUGGCAAUCAUGACCACCGGUGCAGACUUCCCAGAUGCAAAGAAUACAAAUAAGAGCACAACGUUUUCAGCCAAAGCAAACCUUGACCCGACGAAGGACAACACAUAUUAUUACUGUCAUAGUGAUGAUAAUGUGCACUUUGCUGAUAAUAAAACUCUGCUCACCUUGAGAGUGAACCAACUACAGGCUUUCAAUGUCAAGGACAACAAUGUCACUGGAGAAGGCUCUCUCUGCAUGCGAGACCGAACCUCGACGACUGCUACACCGACGACAACGAUGAAGCCCAUCCCGAACCCUCCCCCAAUCCAGAACAAUUUCACAGUCAAAGAGAACCACACUGUGUGUAUUUACAUGCAGGCUGCAUUCCAGAUCUCGGUCAUGUACACCAACAACAAGAAUAAGAAUGUAACGAGGCUGUUCAACAUUCCCAAAUUGGUGAACGAUGACACUGACGUGAAAGGGAACUGCAACACGACUCUGUACUCCAACCCUGCCCAGGAGCUGGAGAUUUUCUUCUACAAUUCCUGGUCUCUGAAGAUGGUGUUCACCAAACCAAAGUCCAAGUCAACGCUGCUGUCUGCCGAUGACUCAAAAUUCUCCCUCAACGAAGUCAUCGUCAAGCUAGACUUAAACACCACGAUGUUCCCCGACGCCAUGAAAAACCAGAAUCUGUCGGCAAGUGUUUCGAACCUGACGUAUUUCGGUGGGAACAAUGGAGGCGCGUUCAAGUGUAACAGCAACCAGACGAUCAUGAGCAACCAGAUGGGCAUCUCCCUCUUCUCGUCUGACCUCAUGUACAAGGCAUUCGGCACAUCCAACAGCACCGACUUCGGAUCAGAUGUCAGUGAGUGUCCCGAUGAUGAAGAGACAAACAGCACCGUUCCCAUCGCUGUUGGUGCCGCUCUCGCUGGUCUGGUGGUUAUCGUACUCAUCGCGUAUCUGAUUGGACGCAAAAGAAGUCGACGUGCAGGAUACGAAUCUGUGUAAAUGACAUGAUGGAGUAACGAUCAACGACGACGAUGUCGGGAAGUCGCCAAACUGUUCUAUUUGGUCUGCCUUUGUGAUGUGAUCUAUUCAGUCUGCCUUGGUUGAUCUAGGGGAGGGUUGGUCAUAGGGAGGGUUCAGUUUUGCUGGGGGGGGGGGGAGGGGGUUGAGGUUUGGUCAUGGGGAGGGUUGGUAAUGGGAAGGGUUCAUCUUUACUGUGGGGGAGGUUGAGGUUUGUUUUUGGGGAGGGUUGGUCAUGGGGAGGGGUCGAUUUUACUGUAGGGGAGGUUGAAGUUUGCACUAAGAGAGGGUUCAACUUUAGUGUAGGGGAGGGUGAGAUUUGCUCUAUGGAAGGAUGGGAGGGUUCAGGGUUGGUCAUUGGAGGGUUGAGUGUUGGAACUAUAGAGGAUAGAGGAUUGGACUAGGAGUGGAUAUGGGGGGGGGGGGGGGGGGGGUAGUAGUUUAACAAUUUAGGAUAAUAAUUUAAUUCAGGAGAGUUGGGAAUAGGUUUAAGUGAGAGCCAAGUAUAGAUAUUUCAGGCUAAUUCGUAACUAUUGGCAACAUAGGUUUGUGGUUGUCAUUAAAAAUAAAAUUAAAACUAAGGUAAUUGGAAUUAUUUUGUGUAUGAUAUUCUAUUUUUAAAUUUAAAUAAAUUGACGUAGGAGGGGGUAGUAAUGGUUUUAAAUUUAAAAAAAAGAAGAAAGGAAAAUAUACUAGGAGUAAAACCUUUAUAUAGGAUAUUUAUCUGAUUGGUAAUUACCUAUAUAACUAACCUAAUAUGUUUAACAUGUAAAUAAACAGUAGGUUGCCAUGGAGAGGAAUGGAGUUACGGUAUUUAAAUUAAGAGACAUUCCUACUGAAAUGCUACAUCUGUAAAAUGGCAGGUUGGUGCAUUCAAAUGUGUUGUUUUUUUCCAUCAUUUUAUUUUUAGAAAUAUUCAUCCUACAAUAUAACUAGUGCAAAAUACUUUUCAUGCAGCUUGUUAUGAUUUUUCUCCAUUUUGUUUAAUGUUUUUUGAACUUAAGAACAGGAGUAUUGUUUUAUUUUUGCCCAAUCAGUAUAUAACAAAUUUAAAUUUCCAUAAUCUAGAUAGCUAGAUAUAUUUUUUUCCAAGUUCACUUUUGUUCAUCAUGUAUAUUUCCAAUUUAAAAUGUAGACAAAUGUUUUGAUUUCUGUUCAUUACGUACACAAGAAAAUUUAUGACUUGUCAGUUUGUAAUUAUUCUGUAAUUGAUAUAUUUAAAAAUUGUAAAUAAUAUAUUAAAAUAGUGCUAUUUUUUAUUAAUGUUAUUUGUUUAGUAAUAGUGAAGAUUUUAAAAAUUAGAUUUUUGUUUUGUUUGUGUAUGACAUUAUUGCAUAGUCAAUGUUUUGUGCCCAUUGUUGUAUUAGUGGAUGGUAGUGAUGUGUGUGUGUGUGUGUGAGAAUUUCAUUAUAACUAUUUGGUGAUGUUACUACAAAAGGAUAGAAGUUUUCUUAUAUUGUAUUACUCCAUAAUGAAUCGAACUGCAUUGAGAUUUUGAACAAAGGUCAAAAUUCAGACUACUUCAAAAGUGGGAAUUACCUCAUGGAAUUUAGCAGAACACAGGAAGCUAACACUUGUUAACUAUAAAAAGAUAAAAGGAGCUGUUGUAUUAAUAAUUUCAUACUAUUAAGACAAAACAAUUGUUGUUGAAUAUCCAUGAAUGAGAAAAGCACAAAUCUUACUGCCUUUGGAUUUACACGGUAAUUGGUAAACAAUACAAGCAGUUUAAAAUUGGUCGGUUUUCAUUUCCUCAAGAAUUGCUGAUUUUAUUGUUUGAAACAGAACCCAGUGAUUUUAGAAUCCAAAUGAGUAAUGGUUCUUGAGAAAAAAAAGAUUAUUUUAUUAUAACUAAGUGGGUUUAGGUAAGAUGAGAAGGGGAGAUAAUUCAUACUGUUGCAGUAAAUGAACAAUUCACAA
Gigantopelta aegis is the source of this 3678-nucleotide messenger RNA. RefSeq names its product lysosome-associated membrane glycoprotein 1-like. Lineage: Eukaryota; Metazoa; Mollusca; Gastropoda; Neomphalida; Peltospiridae. The record is from RefSeq and is a predicted model, not a curated record. Bases 16 to 1743 code for a protein of 575 amino acids. Gene Ontology annotation, cellular component: membrane. The transcript has 9 exons.